Mangifera indica (mango) is the source of this 1345-nucleotide messenger RNA. Its product is annotated as stromal cell-derived factor 2-like protein. The record is from RefSeq and is a predicted model, not a curated record. The transcript is spliced from 6 exons. NCBI's taxonomy places the organism in Eukaryota, Viridiplantae, Streptophyta, Magnoliopsida, Sapindales, Anacardiaceae. The coding region runs from base 306 to 950 and encodes 214 amino acids.
CCUACGUGUCAUCCUCGUCCUCCCCCCCAAGCAAAUUUUACAGAUUCAGGUCCAGCAUUUUCUGAUCGAAACCCUAAGAAUCAAGCCUUAAUCUUUCUAUCGCUCGCUCUCAUUGAACUCUGGAUAAAGCCUUGGAUCGAACCGUGGCUCCCACAGGGCCACCGCAAGGCCUCACUCAGAGAAGAAAAACGUCGUCGUCGUCGUCAACUACUACCGCGAGAAGAAGUUUAUUACAAUCGCAAUCGCCUUCUGAUUUUCCGUUUUGGCAACAGAAUUGGUUCUUAGCUUUACUCUUCCUCCUCGCCAUGGCUUUCUUCGCUCUCGCUAUCUUUCUCUUCCUCGGUCUCAAUGUCGACGACAUGUCUCCCUCGUCUGCGUCUGCUGCUUCCUCUGAAGGAGUCGAGAUUACUUAUGGGACUGCUCUUAAGUUGAUGCAUGAACGAACGAAAUUUCGGCUGCACUCACACGAUGUGCCGUACGGCUCUGGUAGUGGCCAGCAGUCCGUCACUGGUUUCCCCAAUGUUGACGACUCAAAUAGCUACUGGAUUGUUAGGCCUGUCCCAGGGACAUCUGCCAAACAAGGUGACACCAUUACUACUGGGACCAUCAUCCGUCUGCAGCACAUGAGGACUCGAAAGUGGAUGCACAGCCAUUUGCAUGCAUCCCCAAUUUCAGGCAACCUUGAGGUUAGCUGCUUUGGGGGAGAACAUGAAUCUGAUACUGGGGAUUAUUGGAGGCUUACGAUUGAAGGGAGUGGUGAGACAUGGAAGCAAGAUCAGAGGGUCCGGCUGCAACAUGUUGACACUGGUGGCUAUUUGCACAGUCAUGACAAAAAAUAUCAGCGGAUAGCCGGGGGGCAACAGGAGGUAUGUGGUGUCCGAGAGAAGCGAGCUGAUAAUGUAUGGUUGGCAGCUGAAGGGGUAUACCUCCCUGUUUCCAUAAGCAAGUAGACAUCUUGGGGGAGUCUCCCUGAAACCAGGUGCAUGGAUUUUGACUCUUAGGUGGCUGGCACCUGUUUUUAUGCUUAUGUUAGAUUAUAUAACAUUUUGCUUUUUAAAUGUCAUCAUGUGUACUCUGGCCGUAAUAUCGGACCAUCAGAGAAUACUCAUCGUAGCAUAACUCAUAACCAGUAUUUUGUUCAUGAUUGUUGAAUAGAAGGCAAAUUAAACAGCAUCUUCAAUCUAGGGAUGUUCCAUAUGCAAAUCUUGUGGCAUUUGUGCGCAACCAUUUGUAUCAUGUACUUGGACAUUAGAUUUUAUGUGUUGUGGCCUUCUUGGGUUACAAAAGUUUGGGCGUGUUGGAGGAUUUUGAAUUUUAAGGAGUUCAUUGAUGCAUUGUUUUCUAA